CGCCAUUUUUCAUUUUUAUUUUUGUAAACAGUCUGACUUUCAAAAUAAAAUGGUUUGUUUGUGUACAUUUAUAGGCCUAUUGGUGUUUGUGUGAUACACAUUCAAUACAACUCCCCAGCCCCCUGUUUCCUUCAAACAGCCAAAAUGACGACGAAAAUGUUCAAUUUUUUGAAGGAAGAUACAAGGCUGUUUAAAUUCCAGAAUUGUAUCUACAAGAUAAAAGUGUUAUAUGAUGAUGAGAAAAAUUUGGCAGACAUUGUUCCUAAUUUUUCUCAGAAAGAUGCGAGUGAAGAUCUGGAGAAUGUAGUUAGGGCAGUGUUGUAUGUUUUAGAGAGAAAAGGCGAUUUUAAAAUGAUAGUCACAGAACGUUUUAUUGUCACGGUUAAAAUAAAACCGUGGAAAGCAUCACAAAAAAUCGGUUUUAAAAAAAAUGGCCAUGUCAUCAAAUCUUGUCCAUAUAUGAUAGUUCUAAAUGUAAGGUUAAAAUUUAACCAAAGCAGCACUAAAAAAUCGUACGAGCUUUCACCGACACCAUUAAGCAACGAAGCUCUACAAAGCUUAAAAAAGGAUGCCUUAAACUCAGACGUAAGAGUUAUGUUGAAUAAAUUGAAACUGCCGCUAAAACAAAAUCAAAAUAAAAAUGAUAAUAAUUCUACUACUAGUCAAAAACAUGAUAAACGGAAAUCUAAUCAACAUUGUCAACCAAGUAAAAAUGUUGAAGUUGGAAAUUCCAGUCCAAUAAGUGAAGAAUCAGAGGAGGAGUCUGUAACAUCAUCUGUUGAAAUGUCUGAUUGUCCAGCAGAAGGUCCUGUUAUCCAUAGAGGAAGACGAAAAAGAAAAUUACCAAGAUCACAAAGUUCAUCCCCUACUCCAGUUACCACAGUUCAAACUAGAAGAGGAAAGAUGAAGAAAGGUGUGAGUAAUGAAAAAGACUCGAUUGUUGUCCAAGUGUCAGUUCAUCAGAGUAUGGACAAUCACACUUCUGUGUCGUCAAGUUCUAAGAGUCAUCAGUCUGGUAUAGAUCAGACAAUGGAGAGACCUGUGAAACAGAAAACUGCUUUAGAUGAUAACAUAAGAAAAAAUAGAAAUCUAGUUCAAACUCUGGAUGAAAAUGAAGGUCCUCAUCUAAGAUCAUUUAAGAAAAGAAGCAGUAAAAAUAAAAGUAGCAACUCAGAAAAAAUGCUGUAUAAAAGUAGCAAUUGUGACUUAAACAUGGACUCUGUGAAGCGUAAACAACCAGAUAUAAAUGUUACACAACUCCAUCAUCAUCAGAAAGACAGACAUUUUAUCGAGAAAGAAGAAUUAGCAGAAGAUAUGAAAUUACAGCAACUCGCUAAAUCGUCUCCUAGUGAAAAGAAGGACCCGAAGCGAAGUAGUUCUGGUAUUUGGAACAUUGUUGAAACCAUCAUUACACCCGUCAAAAAUGUUUUCUCCAGGAAAUAGAAUAAUCGGCAGAAAUGACAUUAUUUGAAUUUUAUUUUCAUUUUUAGCUAAUAUCUAAUAUUUCACGGCUGAGUGCUGCUAAAAUGAACGAAAAUUCAUCAUUUAACAUUAGAUUAAGAAAACAAAAUCAAAGUAGCAAAGUCAGAUAAUCUAGCAACUUGGAUUCAAUCGGAUUUAAAGUAGCUAAGUCUCUAACUCAAUAUCAUCCAAAAUCUUCAACAUUGAAAACACAAUUUAUUUGUCAAAUUAAAUCAACAUUCAUGUUGUGAUCUUACUGGAAAAAGAUGGGCUUUUGAAAUCCAAUAUUUAAGACAAAAUAAAAAUUUUACCAUUGGUAUACGAAUCGUGUACCAUAAUGCGCUUCAGUCCCAGUUGUAUCAAGAGACUCGAGGGUAGAGGCUAGACACAUUGCACCAAAUCAAACGGCGUAUGUAGACAGGAAUAACCAGACGCUAGAAGUUUGCACUCGCUUGAGACUGCUGGCUUAUUUCGCCGAACAUAACUUAUUUGAAAUUGGAAACCAUUGAAUGUAAAUCAGUUUAUAUACAUUCAUACUACAUUAUUAUAUGUGUUGCGACCCACUUUUGUCAAUUUGUAGGUCCCAAAUGUUAGCGAUUUAGCUCCUUUAACUAUUUCAAUGAAAAUCCUUGGUGGUUCAGGUGUGUAUUGACUUGAAAUAUCCUAUACAUAACAUGUACAUGUAAUCUGCAGUGGAUCCCAAAUGUUGACAAAUUUUCAUUUCAUAACUUUAUCAAGUUUUGAACAGAGAUCAACCAUUUUUGGAUUGAUAUUCCUUUCCAACGAGUAAACAACACCUUAAAUGAUAAUCAGAGACGAUAUUGGAAAAUGAAUCAUUGAAGUUUAGAUAAUACUAAUCCCCAAGCAACUCACCUUGUUCAUAGACUCCCUGCUUGAAGACCUUCCUGCCACUGCGCUGCUAAAGACCCUUACGCACUAGCAAAUUGAACCAUGUUAUUUCUAAACUUACAUAGUUUGUGUCGAGAGGACCUUAAACCCCAUUUCUCUCUUUGUCUUCUUGGGAAUGGCGCUCUUUGAAAAAAGUCUAAGGCUUCACAAAUUCAAAUACAUUUGACAUGGUGAUAGUCCUGGGACAAUAGUGCAUGAUUUGACAGGCUUCGAUUUUCAAUAUGACUUCAAAAUUCCAAGGCGAUGGCGAUGACAUCAUUCGUGAUUCCUGGUCCAUAUAUAGUAUUAUCGUACUUGUUUUAAGAAGCCUGUUUUAUGUUUUUUAGAAAUUAAAUUUUUGUGUUAAAAGACUUUUACUUUUUUCAGUAAUGAGUGACUUUUAUUGACACUUUGUUUUAGUUUUACUUUCACUUUCCCCCAUUGAAAUUUAUCAAUUUCAGUGAUGAACUAUUGUAAUUAAAUUUUAUUGUAAUUUUUAUUGCAAGUUUUUUUUAUUUGUUAAAUUUUUAAACUGUAUAUAUGAAUGUAAUUAAUCUACCUGUAUGUAUGAGAAUUUCUAUUGUUGUAUGCAGGCCUGAUAGUAAUUAUUUUAGUUGUACAUGUAGUACACAUUGACAUGCACAUAAAAGAUCCCUUGACAGUUGGAAUUUGAUAUAAGAGUAGGCCGUAGUGCCACUGUCCGGCGUGGUUCCCCCUUUUCAGUGAUGCAGGAAGGAGGGCCUGACAAUGACAGCUGUCUAGUCGUUCGAAUGGGACGAAAACCCGAGGUCCCGUUUGCACAUUGGCGUGCACAUAAAAGAUUUUUUGACAGUUGGAAUUCUAUAUGCCGUAGUGCCGCUGUCCGCGCAAAAUUUCCCUCAUAGCAUACUGUAUGGCUUAUGCCCGUCUUCAUUAGUCCAGUUUGGAGCAAAACGGUAGGAUGUUAAACCCCAUUGCAUUUCCAGUUAUUGUACUUCUACGUGGGAGCCAUGGUGGCUUGUUGAGUAAGAUGUUCGCUCACUAAUCCUGGAAGUCCCAUGUUUGAUCCCUGCGUUGGUCAAGAAAGUUCAUCACGAUUUUCCGGGAUGGUUCCUGGUUGUUAGUAGUGCAGGACCGAGGGCCCGGAAAGGAACUAGGUAUUGUUGUUUGCAUGGGUAAGAAAAACUGAGGUCCCAUGUGCACAUUGGCGUGCACGUAGAAGAUCCCUUGGCAGUUGAAAUUUGAUAUACAUGUACAUGUAAGAGUAGGCCGUAAUGCCACUGUCCGUCAAAAUUUCCAUCAUACAUGUAGUACAGUGUAUGGUGUAUGCCCGUCUUCAUUAGCCCAGUUGGAGCAGAACAGUAGGAUGUUAAACGUCAUUUCAAUUUUGAAUUCUAUGUCGGACAAGUGUUACAUAAAUACAUUGAAAAUAAACAAAUCAAAUGUGGACAAAAUGAUAGGCGCCACAGGGAUUGUGCCUGACAUGACUUAAAUUUGUGUCUGUGAUAGCUAGGUUUUAUGCAGUUAGUUAUUGUUCAAGAAAUGAAAUGUGUCCUGAUGAAUUAUAUUUACGAUGGUUAAUUUCUUGAAUUAUUUAAGCUAAAACUUGCACAUUUUUCAGUUUUAAUUUAUUAUACAUCAUAUUGAUGUAUUACUGUGGUAUCAAAACAUGGUUAAAUCUAUUUGUUAAGGCCAGCUCAAUUUUUGUCAAGGUUGUUGAAAUGUAAAUAAGGUUAGGGCACGUGAUUGUUGGCGAGAUUGUAGGUUAGGGUUAGGGUAAGCAUUGGGGUUAGGUCCAGGGUUAGGGUAAGGGUUGGGAUUAGCGCUAGCCCUGUUUACAUCUCGUGACCUAUAACGAAAAAUUGGGCUGGCCUUAUCAUUUAGCACUAACCAACAAACCUGGUAUGUUUAUAUUUUAUCAUAAAAUUGACAUAAUCAUGGUGGUAAAACAAUGUUAUUCAUGCAGGAGUUUAUAUUCUUCCAUUUGCACAGAUACUUAUCUAGGCAAACACAAGGUAGCCUACAUGAUGACAAAAUUCUGAAACCAGUUACAUGUACAUGUAGGUAAAAAAUGUAUUCACCUUUCAAAAUAAACAGCUGCGUUUCUGAACUGUUAACCCAUUAGACUAAUGGUCUUUAUUUUCUUCCUACAUGUACCUAUUUAUUUUUUGUGCCUUUUCUUUCGGAACUUUAUUUCUAUGAAAUAAGGUAUAGAAAAAAAUGUGCAAGCUCGGAAAUGAGUUUAUAGAAAGAAAUGGUAAAGCUGGAAAAAAAACCCCAAAAACAUCAAGGAAAAAAAAUAGGUAUGUUUUGGAAGAAUAUAUAGCCCUGCCCCUCCCCCCCCCCCCCUGUCAAUCAUGUUUUUAUAGCCCUG
Messenger RNA from Patella vulgata (common limpet), 4702 nucleotides. RefSeq lists its product as uncharacterized. The transcript is spliced from 2 exons. The record is from RefSeq and is a predicted model, not a curated record. Gene Ontology annotation, molecular function: DNA binding. Gene Ontology annotation, cellular component: nuclear inner membrane. The coding region runs from base 145 to 1443 and encodes 432 amino acids. Gene Ontology annotation, biological process: meiotic attachment of telomere to nuclear envelope; homologous chromosome pairing at meiosis. Lineage: Eukaryota; Metazoa; Mollusca; Gastropoda; Patellidae.